Molecule: messenger RNA, 2003 nt
Organism: Poecile atricapillus (Black-capped chickadee)
Lineage: Eukaryota; Metazoa; Chordata; Aves; Passeriformes; Paridae
Gene: AIF1L
Product: allograft inflammatory factor 1 like
Exons: 5
Coding region: 30-617 (195 amino acids)
Biological process (GO): ruffle assembly; actin filament bundle assembly
Cellular component (GO): actin filament; ruffle membrane
Molecular function (GO): actin filament binding; calcium ion binding
Source: RefSeq, a predicted model, not a curated record
UCCCUCCUGCGGGAAGCCCAGAGGCGGCGAUGCCUCUCCCCGUGCCGGGGCACCUCAAGCCCACCGCGGGUACCACCUCGCGGGGCGGGGAAUGGGUUAAGGGCGGGGGGCGGAGGGCCCGGCCCGGCCCUGCCCGCCCCUAUUUAAGGCGGCGGCGGGCGCGGGGAGGGCUCGGUGCGAUGGCGGCUCCGCGCCGGCCGAGCGGCGGGGGGCUGCGCAGGGCCCCGCAGGACGGGCGGCUGGAGGAGAUCAACAAGGAGUUUCUCUGUGACCCAAAGUUCAGUAAUGAAAAAGACCUGGAGGAGAAGUUGGCAGUGUUCAAAGAGAAAUACAUGGAGUUUGACCUGAACAACCAAGGCGAGAUUGAUUUGAUGUCCGUCAAAAGGAUGAUGGAGAAGCUGGGGGCUCCAAAGACCCACCUAGAACUGAAGAGGAUGAUCUCUGAGGUGACUGGAGGGGUCAGCGACACCAUCUCGUACCAGGACUUUGUCAAUGUGAUGCUUGGGAAACGCUCUGCUGUGCUGAAACUGGUCAUGAUGUUUGAAGGAAAAGCCAAUGAAAGCAACCCAAAACCUUCUGGUCCACCUCCAGAGAGAGACAUAGCCAGCCUCCCUUGAAGAGGAUGGGCUGUAAAAUGGGCACUGUUUGCUUUGCUGGUCUGUAACAGAGGUUACCUGUGCUUUGUAACUCUUGACUGUGCACAGUCCUAGUUUUCCACUAACCUGCCUUAGAGGAACAGCAAGGGAAGCUGGAGACCCCCAGCUCAUGUCUUUCUGCUGCAUCCCUUAGCCAACUUGAUCUGUUAGACAGAAGCUGUAGCACCAAUGUAAUGUGAGACCAAAAAGAACAAAAAAAUAUCCUGUGAUUUUACUCAUUCCUCUGCCUUUCCUGCAUUUCUCAGACAAGGAGCUAUGUUGUUCCCAGUGUAUGGAUUCAGAGCUGUGCUUGUCAUGACCCGUUCCUAAUGAUCCUUGCUGCCAGACAUGGACAAAGCCCCUGAGAGCAGCUUCAUGGGUGCAAAGAAAUAAGUGCCUUCUCUGCUCCACCCUCCUGUCUCUUCUUUGGACUUAGUUCUUUCCCUCCUGAUCUCCCCAAAAUGCAAAUCAGGCUCCCACAUCUGUCUGAUCAUAAGGGGAAUGUGGAAUGUGCUUGGACACAGAGAUCUGCCUGCACAACCUAUUGGAGUGGGCACAGGUGCCUGCAGGGACAGUUUCUGUCUGCUCUGGGGGCUCGUCCUGCAGGCAGAUCUCAGGGCCCAACACUAGCCAUUGCAAGUGAUGGUUAAAGCCACCCUGGGGAGCCCCUUCCUGAUAAAUCGUGACUUGGGUCCAACCAGGAGCGUAACCUCUGGAUAGGUGAUUGUCUGUCCCAUCCAUGGAGUCCAGAAACAAGCUGUGAUGCCUUUGCAGCCCAACAGGGCGCCUAGGGCAAGUGAAACCUCCAGGUGAAAGGAAGCUGAGUGACCAAAUUGAGCCUGGCCAGACCAGUUGCAGAUGAGGAUCUGUCCUCAGGCAGCUGCUUGUCCCUCUGACUUUUGCAGACCUCCCUGUAUGUGUUUCAGUCUGGUCCCCUGGGACUAUACAUUUUCCUGACGGAUAAGCCCUCAAAUCUGCAAAAUAAGAAGGGCUGUAAGUAUGGAAUAUGAACUGGGACUGUGCUAUCCACACUCUGGGUACUGUGGUGAUUCUUGUUCCAUACACAAUUUCUGGAAUCCAGGUGUUUGCUCUUUGCCCUUUCCCCACUCUUUUCUUAAAAUGUUCUUGACAGCUUUUAACUUUUUUUAAAUCAUGAUUUAGUAAGUACAUUUUUUAAAGGAAAUACAGAUGAUUAACUCUACUAGGCUGAUCCUGCCAAAGGCUGCACUUUUAAAUAAUUAAAAAAAACAACAAAAACAUUCUCACUACUGUUUGUGUGAAAACCAAAUUUGUAACAGAGACAAAAAUUGUGAGCAAAAGCAGCACCAGUCUACUUCAAGGACUGAAAAUAAAUCUUUUGAAACUACA